ACACUGUAUCACUCGAUGAUUAUAACUAUGAUGAUGUUACAAAUAUGGCAGUAUAGAUAGGCAUUUGCUUCAUAUGUAAACAAUUUUACAUACUUUUCAUAAAGCGGGAGACCAAAUCCAGUGAUAAAAUCUGCAUUAUAUAAUUAAAAAAACAGAGUGUAAAUGAACCUUGCUUGAGCAAAUUAAUUUUCUUCUUUGCAGUUUCACCAUGGAGCCCAACUAUGACUUCCUUUACCUUUAUGAUGGUUCAGACAGUAACAGUCCUUUGAUCGGAAGCUUUCUAGAUAAUAAGCUGCCUGAACGGAUCGAAAGCAGUUCAAACAACAUGCACUUAGCUUUUCGGAGUGAUGGUUCUGUCAGCUUCUCUGGAUUUCAUAUUGAAUAUAAAGCAAAACUACGAGAAUCGUGCUUUGAUCCUGGGAAUGUCAUGAAUAGUACCAGACUGGGAAGUGACUUUAAACUGGGAUCGACUGUUACAUAUUACUGCGAUGCUGGCUAUGUGCUCCAAGGUUAUUCAACUCUUACCUGUAUUAUGGGAGAUGAUGGAAGACCUGGAUGGAAUAGAGCUUUGCCAAGUUGUCAUGAUGAUUAUGUAGAUAAUUACAGAAUAAAGCCUGAAAAGCACAAAGAAUUAACAAAACAUGUUUACACGCAAUGGGGUUGA
Messenger RNA from Leucoraja erinaceus (little skate), 664 nucleotides. RefSeq names its product CUB and sushi domain-containing protein 3-like. Lineage: Eukaryota; Metazoa; Chordata; Chondrichthyes; Rajiformes; Rajidae. Bases 209 to 664 code for a protein of 151 amino acids. The transcript is spliced from 3 exons. The record is from RefSeq and is a predicted model, not a curated record.